Messenger RNA from Arachis duranensis, 2845 nucleotides. Its product is annotated as linoleate 13S-lipoxygenase 3-1, chloroplastic. NCBI's taxonomy places the organism in Eukaryota, Viridiplantae, Streptophyta, Magnoliopsida, Fabales, Fabaceae. Gene Ontology annotation, biological process: lipid oxidation. The record is from RefSeq and is a predicted model, not a curated record. The coding region runs from base 36 to 2726 and encodes 896 amino acids. The transcript is spliced from 9 exons. Gene Ontology annotation, molecular function: oxidoreductase activity, acting on single donors with incorporation of molecular oxygen, incorporation of two atoms of oxygen; protein binding; metal ion binding.
CAUAUGUUCCUCACUAGCCAUAGUUAACAAAUACAAUGGCUGCAGGGACAAAGAGUGUUAUGCUAGCGCUCUUGGAUACAUUCCCCCUACAUGUACAUCAUAAUAAUGCAUCUCCACUCUGCCAAGAAAGGAGAUUAAUGAUGCUUUCAUGUAUUAGUGGUCGAACCAACAACAUAGUUAGAGCGAGGCAGAAGCAAAUUGCACCGACCGUAGUGGCGGCUUUGAUUGAGAGUAGUGAGAAGAGGGAUUUGAACACAACCACCAUAACCAAGUUAACUGCCGAUGUUGCCGUGAGAAGUGGUAACAACAACAACAAUAACAAUGUGUUUGCAAGCAACAUGAAAACUCUUGUCAACAUUUUUAGGCCUACUGUUCAACCCCACGCCAACAAAGGUCUUGUUCUCCAGCUUGUUAGCUCUGAUCAACUUGGUCCUAAUGGUAAGGAGGCAAAGUUGAGCGAGGAAAUAGUGUUGGAGUGGCCCGAAAACGACGUCGUAUUGGGAGGUGAAGGAAGCAUCAACACCUACAAAGUUGAAUUCUGUGUGGACUCUGACUUUGGAGUACCUGGAGCAGUUGCUGUCCUUAAUCGCUAUGACAGUGAGUUCUUCUUGGACAGCAUAAACAUUCAACAGCUAAAUCUUCAUUUUCCAUGCAAGUCUUGGGUGCAGCCUGAAAAUAAAAUUGAUCCCCACAAGAGAAUUUUCUUCUUUAACAAGGUGUAUCUCCCUUUUGAGACACCAAUUGGAUUGAAACAAGUUAGAGAAAGAGAUCUAAGGCAGAUGAGAGGCGAUAGUAGAGGGCGUAGAAAAUCAUGUGACAGAAUAUAUGAGUAUGAUGUGUAUAAUGAUUUAGGUGAUCCUGACAAGGGAGAUGAGUAUGAAAGGCCAACACUUGGUGGCCAAAACAACCCUUAUCCCACACGUUGCCGCACUGGACGUCCACCUACUAGAAUUGAUUCACAUGCGGAAUCAAGGCCCAGUGGAUCAGAGUCAAUAUACGUUCCUAGAGAUGAGGAACUAGCAGACAUAAAGAAGCAUGACCUUGAUCGAGCGAAAUUGAUUGCGAUUGCUAGGAACAUUGUUCCUGCAUUAUUAGAUAAGAUGGGCAAUGAAGGUGUUCUCAACAUCCAUAACUUCAUCAGGGAGUCAAGGCACUCUCAUUCUAAUUUGGGUGGCACUAUAGAAGAACUUUUUAAAUUUGAUCCUCCAAAGAUAUUUUCAAGAGGAAAAUCACACUUUUUAGAAGAUGAUGAAUUUGGACGCCAAGUUCUAGCAGGGCUAAAUCCUCUCAGUAUUGAAAGGCUCAAGGUUUUCCCACCAGUGAGCAAAUUGGAUCCCUGUAAGUCAGCACUAAAAGAAGAACACAUUAUAGACCACAUCGAUGGGAUGUCCAUCCAACAGGCAUUGGAAGACAACAAGUUGUUCAUAUUGGACUAUCAUGAUAUCUUCCUACCCUUUGUUGAUCGAAUUAAUGCUCUUGAUGACCGCAAAGCUUAUGCAACCACCACAAUUUUCUUCCUCACCAAAAUGGGAACUCUAAAAGCCAUUGCUAUACAGCUUGCUCUGCCGACAAUGGAUCCAAACACUUCAUCCAAGCAAGUGCUCACACCUCCUGUAGACACCACCACCAAAUGGCUCUGGCAACUUGGCAAAGCUCAUGUUUGCUCUAAUGAUGCUUUUGUUCAUACAUAUCUGCACCACUGGUUAAGAAUACAUGCAACUAUGGAACCAUUCAUAAUUGCUGCUCAUCGACAAUUGAGUGUUAUGCAUCCUAUAUACAAGCUUCUGCAUCCCCAUAUGCGUUACACACUCAAGACAAACGCCACAGCUCGUGAGACACUCAUCAACGCCGGAGGUAUCUUAGAGACUAACUUCAGUCCUGGAAAAUAUUCUAUGCAGAUCACUUCUGCUGCAUACAGAGAUUGGUGGCAAUUUGACCAAGAAGGUCUUCCUACCGAUCUAAUAAGAAGAGGCUUAGCGGUUCCUGAUGAAUCACAACCACAAGGUGUUAGAUUAGUCAUUGAAGAUUAUCCCUAUGCAGCUGAUGGACUCCUCAUAUGGUCCAGCAUAGGGAAAUUGGUGAAGACUUAUGUGAACCAUUACUACAAAGACGUUGACGCCAUUUCAUCUGACUAUGAACUUCAAUCUUGGUACAAAGAAUUCAUCAAUCUCGGACACCCUGAUCAUAAAAACGCUAGCUGGUGGCCUAAACUUUCCACCCCUGAAAAUCUCAUCUCCAUCUUAACCACCAUUAUUUGGAUUGUAACAGCACAACAUGCCGUGUUGAACUUUAGCCAAUACCACUAUGGUGGAUAUGUUCCAAUGCGGCCGGCGUUGAUGCGAAAACUAAUUCCCAAGGAGGGUGAUCUUGACUACAUAGACUUUGUCAUGGAUCCACAGAGAUACUUUGAGUCAUCACUUCCGAGUUUAUCUCAAGCAGCAAAGUUCAUGGCUGUGACUAGCAUAGGCUCUGCGCACUCGCCGGAAGAGGAGUACAUAGGAGACAGAAAUGACUUGUGUUCUUGGUUGGAAGAGCCCGAGAUCUUUGAUGCCUUCAAACAAUUUUCAAUGGAAAUAAAAAAUAUUGAGACAGAGAUUGAGAAAAGAAAUGCUGAUAAAAAACUUAGAAACAGAUGUGGUGUUGGAGUUACACCAUAUGAAUUGCUUAUGCCAUGGUCAGAUCAAGGGGUCACAGGAAGAGGGGUGCCAAAUAGUGUAACAGCUUAACAUUCUAAUAUGUGCGACAGAGCAAUGUCCUAUUGUUCUCACCUUAGGGGGCAUAAUUCAUCAUUUGUUACCUUAUAAAAAUAUCAAAUAAAAUAAAAUGAAGUGAAGGAUUUCUUAAA